GUGGCAGCAGCAAGAAGAACAAGUUGGCGAAGAAAUUUUUCGCGAUAGUAAAAUUCGAUCUCGUGUGUAUUGUUUUGAUGGAUGGUGAUAUGAUAGUAGAAUUUUGUGCAAUUUGAAGCUUAUCUAACGUGUUUCCAAGUGCGAAAAGGUAGUUCAAAGUCCGACAAUUUGAAUGACGUUGUGAAACGAUGACGAGGAAAAUCAAUUCGAUUCGUUAGCAGAGUAUCAUCAAACCCCCAGUCUUGCAGUGCAGCAAAAAAAAACCGGAGCGGAGAGGAGGUCAAUCGUUUAGCACUUCCGCCGUCGUCGUAGUCGUGGACUCCGGUUUUCUGUUCGUCUAAACGCAUUAUUGGCGUCGUAAUGCACCAUCGCAAUACUGUUUUUCAGAGCUAGGAGAGUGAGAAAAUCGGCGGAAAGUGUUUACAUCAACCCGUGUUUCGAAGCAAAUAUCGCGUUGGUAUCUCUCGGAAAAGCUGUUCGAACGGGAGAGUGAAAAGAGAAGUUUCUAGUGAAGUCAUGAGAGCGGGAGAGCAAGACAAACAAAGUGAAUUAUUGUGAUUCCUGCCUGCGAUCGCUGAAUGGUAUAACCCACCACCCACUGAAGUGAGCAUCGAAGAGCAGCGGCGACACGCCAAGUUUCGUUCAAGUCGACAGAAGAGACCCGGUCUUUCGUCUGUCACUGAAACAGUUCAAUUUGUGUAUCCAACUGCGUAAUAAGAGUUUGACUGUGCCCGUAACCGGUAGCCAAAAGCAGUCUGUUCUGUGUUGUUAGUGUUGAUCUCGAGUAUCCGGCCUAGGACACAUACUUGGCUCAAACGAAAAUAGAGAAGAACAAGAAGGCGCAGGAUUUAAAAAGUGAUCAGGAAAGUAGCAGCAUACAAAGUGAUAUAGCAGCCGCGCUCGUUAGUCAACAGACUACGUUAGCCGCAGAGCGAAAGUAGACGGUCGUAGUUGUCGGUCUUUGUAGAUCAUUUGGAAGAUUGUAUAACGUCUGGUGUCCAGUAAACCUAGAACGCUGAGAAACUCCAGAGAAACACUUUAAAUCUGGGGCGAAUUAGGCGGUUCUCAUGCUAAACUACCGCCUCGUGUCAACACACUUUCUGAAACAGCCGUAGAUUGUUUAAGAACAGGUCGUAAAAAUGUGCAGAGACAGAGAUAUGCCACUUCGAUGAAUUAAUUGCAAAUUGUUCUUCUGUCGGUGCACCAUCAACAGUGUAUGUACGCGUGGUAGCGUGUGUGAUUAUUAUUCUUGUUGUCAUCGUUGGAGAAAAGUAUUGAGAUCUUUGGAUCCUGGAAGAAGUUGUGUUAAGGUGCUACCAUCGCAAAGUGUUCGUAUCCAACAGCGGACGAUAUUUCGCCACUACGAUUUCCACUGAAUACACCCUUCUCUUACCGGUACAAAUUAUCAUCGAAAUACCGUGCCAACCAAGCUAAGAUCCAGCAUAAGAAAAAGGAAAACAAGUUACCCUUUCCAAACAACCGACCACAUUCUCCUAGUACAGCGCCAUCUGUACUUGUGUGGAGUGAGAGUGUGUGCGUGUCCAUCCGAGCUGCAUACGAAUUCCCAACGUUUACCCUUUGAUUGUUAUUGUUCUCGACCGAAAAGAGCAACCAAUAAAUAAUUAAAGCAGUUGAAAAAAAAAAUUUCCAUACACGGCCGGUUGAUAUUCCGUCGAGUGAAGGUAAACCACGCGGAUCGAAAAUUGUGUUAACACCAUUCCUCUACCCGCACCCUACGUGAUCACCGCUCAGCCUAAAGCAUUAAUAAGCCUCACUGAGCAGAGCGGUGGUAGAGAGAAUUCGGAAGCGGUUUCUUCUUUUCUGUCGAACAAGCCAGAGGCAGCAAUAACUACAACUGCCCCACCAAUAAGCAAGGAACUGAUCGACGACAACGACUACGCGCAAUUUGCGGAGCAGUUUGCGAAAAUUCCACCCAAAAUUGAAGUAUUUGCUAAAAACGUUUGGGAAUCAGUUACAGCUUGUGUGUGCGGCAUGCGUCGCCCAUCACUGGGACAGAACGAAGACGACCUGAGUCGUCUUACAACGGUGAUAUCCCCAACGACAGCCAGCUUAUCUUCGGAACAAACGGAACCCGACGGAAGCGAUAACAACGGUGGCUGUGGCGACAAGAGUAAUCACAAGAUCAAUCACAACCUACAACAACAACAGCACAGCAAGAAUGGCAGUAGCAGUAGCAGCAGCAAAAAUAACAACAAUAACAACAACAACAACAACAGUUUUUCCAAGAACUGCAACAUCAGCAGCAGUAGCAAUAGCAGUAGCUUGGGAACACAAGGCGAAUCCAAACUGCCUAAUGUAACUAAUUCAUCUGAGUGGCAAAAUUGCAGAAAACGUAAAGAACGGCAGGACAGUACGUCCUCCAUCAGUCAGGAUCGGAAACUGAUCCGGUCGAACAGCGAGGAACAUCUCCCAAACUGUAAGGAGGUGAUCCGUCGCGUGUCCUCGCAUGAGGACUUUAAGAAACCCUCGCCGCUGAUCGAAAUCAGCGUCGACAAGGAGAACAUUAUCGAAGAAUCUGCCGAAGAGCAGCAGCAGCUGGAAGAGCAGCAAAUUUUCGAGAAGAAUUUGAAAAACAGUUCGGAGAAUUUGAAGAAAUUUUUCAUCGGUAGUGAGAGUCUUUGUGCAGCCAGCAGGGAUUCUAUCGAUAGUCAGAACCACCACAGAUCUGGCGACGUCGUCCAGCAUCAUCAUCAUCAUCACUUGCACAGCAAUCACCUGAGUCAUCAUAACAGAAACCGACUGUCACCGUGUCGGGAUGUGCUGAAAUAUCGCAAGGACUCAGACAGCGAGUUGGAUGAAGAGCACGCGCGACGUCGCAAUUGUGAACGGUUUUCAAAGACUCGUCCACCACCGGGUCGAAAGUCGGUUUCUCCUCGAAACCGCACCAAAACGAGCAAGUAUUCCAGUGGCAAGGAUAAGAGCGGAAGUGAGUACUUCUACUCCAAGCAUGAUUCGCAUCACUCGGUUAAACAUGAACGCCGGGGCUAUGGUAAAAAGGAAAAGACGUCAGAACAAAAGACACCCGAACCGGACAUCCUCUCCGACUACAACGACAACAACGUCCUGGAAAUGGGCCAAGAAGAAUCUCCACGCGAGAAACAGCUGCCCUGGGACCAAUCCUUCCAGGACGACACACCGGUCGUGUGUCAACGGUUCGCCGACCACAAAUUUGAACAUGCCACAAAGAUGGCAACCUUCGGAGAGGUUCGUAGUCUACCGCCGAAUGCCACCAUAAAGCAUUACGGGGGCUAUCGCAACUCGGAAAUUCACCAGACAAAUCAGAAACCGAUCCCCCAAGCGAAUAACAUGUUUGACGAUCGCAUCAAGACCAUCAGCCGUAAACUAAGUGCUCUGAAGAAGAAGCUAUCGCAAUACGAGGAUCGGUUCGAGCGGGAAAACGGUUACCGUCCAGCUCACGGAGAUAAAACCAGUGAUUGCUCCAUUAAGGCGGUCAUCGUGGAGAUUCAUAAACUGCGCAAGGAAAAAAAUCAAGUCAAGGCCGAUUUGGCGGUGUCCAAUGCAAAGCUUGCCAAGGCCGAAGCUGUGGCAGAGUCUCAUGAGGAAGAAAGCAAUCUUUUCAAAAUGAAGGAUUCAAUCGCCGAUAUCGAGAAGCGUCUUCAUGAGAAGCGUGAAACGGAGCACCGCAGUGAAAAUCUGGACAACCUCUCUAGCGACCAGUUGGUCGAGGAAAAAGCUUCCGUUCAGCGGGCCUUGCUUUAUCUGGAAUCUAUCUACGGACGUCCCACCAGUCGAGAGGAGCGCGAUGCAGCACGACCUCUUUACGAUCGUUAUCGUAUCAUCAAACGCCUGGUCAAUCGUGCCAACUCGAUCAGUGGACCAUGUGGUGCCAAUUCUCAGAUGCCAACCAUUUUGGAACACGAAGCUCUUGCCAUCGUGGGCACCACCACCCCUUCCACGGACAUCUCACCCCCAUCUGCCACCUCUAUGGUCCAGUCGCCUACGGAUACAUCGACUGCCUCGACGACUGCACAAUCGACCGAUGAGUCGGAAACUACUUCCAGUUCCAUCACCGAGAACAUCCACUCGAUGACGGUCGAAGAACUUUGGGAGCACUACGAUGCAGCCCGGGAGGAGAAGAAAGAACUCCGGCGAACCAUCAAAGAUUUCGAGCAAAAAUUCGAGGAAACCACUGGGCGUAAAAUGUUGAAAUCGGAUCGCAAAACCAUUGAAGAUACUUAUGCCUUGUACAAACAGAAGAAGGCUAAGCUUCGACUCAUCGAUGCUCUGUUCAAAAAACAAAUGUCCGUAUAAACUUUCUCAUUUCGCUCCUAUUCACAUCGUUUUCCAGACCCAAUUUGAAAUAAAAUCUUCCUGACUAGUCUACCUUCCCCCAAAAUCCAAAACCAUUCUCCGUCCCACCCAUCCCUUUAUUUAUUCCAUUUUCAUCACCUUUUUGACCUCAAUACUCUUAUUAAUUGUGUUUUUCUUUGUUUGAUCGGAAACAAACGGAAAAUUAUGCUUACCUCGCGUCCUUGGUUUUUUUUUGUGUGAAUAAUUGUGAAAUCUAUGGACUUGUUUAUUUUUGCGUUAACGGAAAUAAGUUUUAAGGCGUCGUGUCGACGGAAAGCAAAUGACAAAAAUCAAAUAAUGAAUCUUUACAAAACAAAACAAAGAGGGAAAAUACAAUGUACUACUUUGCGUAAAAGGAUCAGUCAAAUGAUAUACACUAUAUUUUUAGGCUUGUUUACUUGUUUUUAUUUUUAUUCGUCUGGUGUCUAUCAUCUGUUGUUAAUUGACUAUUGCGUAUCUUUAUUGGUUUGUGGAUUAUUACAUACAUUAGCGUUAGGGAUGAAUAUCUUCACGAUACUGGGGAGCUGUUUUAUGAAGAGAAGUGAUUUUUUUCUGUCGAUGGAAAUAUAUAAACAGUAUAUAUACAAGAAACAUAAGAAGAAUACAAUGUACACACUUAUACUGCAAGUUGAUAUGAAGAGAAUAUUUGCAUACAAAAUGGGAAAAAAAAAACAGAAUCGUUCAGUUUUGAGCUAAAGUGCAACAAUUUAAACGAUAAUAUUUACAUUUCAAAAUGUGACCUAAGCAAGAUACAUGUAAUGUAUUGAAUUUUUGAUUUAGCGUUUAUAUACAUACCAGACAAAACAAAAGAAGUGCAAACAUAUUAAUAACUGAUUUUCGGCGCACGAGGUGAAUAAAAUGAGCAUCACUGUUUAGAACCGUACUUCUCACAGACACUUACAAACACACAUAACAAAGUAUACACGAAAGAGCAUAACAACAUUGAAUACAACUAUAAUAGCAUUGAAACGAUAUUCCGGAAUAAACAAUAAAUCGUACCGUAUAGUUUUCUCUCCGAAUUGUAUUCAUUGAUAUUUAGCCAGCGCCUAAAUAUGACAAAAAACACUGAAAACCAUACAGAAACGGCAUAAGAAAAAGAAAUAAAACCAGCUGUACUCACUUACACACAUACAAAAACUACACACACACAAACGGACACAUGUAUUUGUAGCUCUUUAAGACUUAUUACGAUCAAUAGUUAUAUUGCUGGACAUGAUGAUAAAAACUGAUUCACCGGGAGAAGUCGAACGGUUCUUAAAGAACGAUUUAUGAUUAUCAUUAUAUUUGCUUCUUCGAUUACUAUUACAAUUAUGAUUGCUCUACGAUGUAUAUGAAGGCAUUAUUGUAUAAGCAAACUGCAGAUGGAAACAAAGCAGAACAAUGAUUAUGAAAGAAAAGUCAAGGAACGAAGUGUGAGCAGGAAAGUAGCAGUAGAAGCGAGCGAUUAUGGAUUUAAUAGGUUUAAAGAAGAAAAAAUAAACAAGCAAAGUUACGUACA
This is a messenger RNA of Ochlerotatus camptorhynchus, 5830 nucleotides long. RefSeq names its product protein FAM13A. The transcript has 4 exons. Bases 1993 to 4293 code for a protein of 766 amino acids. The record is from RefSeq and is a predicted model, not a curated record. Lineage: Eukaryota; Metazoa; Arthropoda; Insecta; Diptera; Culicidae.